Molecule: messenger RNA, 4376 nt
Organism: Paralichthys olivaceus (Japanese flounder)
Lineage: Eukaryota; Metazoa; Chordata; Actinopteri; Pleuronectiformes; Paralichthyidae
Source: RefSeq, a predicted model, not a curated record
UCGCUCCAGACGAUCUUUGGCGGUGACGCGCCGGGAGGAUGGGGCGGGCAGAGUGGGACCUGAGCCGGGAGAUUCGAGCCCUGUUCCCGCGGACCUGACUUAAGUAACACCGCUGUGUUGAGUGGAUGUCCACCGCAAGCCGUCUGCAGCCAGAGCAGCUUGAUUUGGAGCCAUGCUGCAGCCUGUCGUUGCAUCUGCCACCGGGACUCGCUGCUGUUAAACCGGCACUUCUUCCAGACAGAUGGAGGCGAUGGAGGUAGACUCUCCUGCGGAGAUACAAGGAGGAGGCAGCAGACCGCCACGGGCAGCUGUUGCUGGCCAGGCCGAGAAUGCCGACGCACCACAUGUCAUCUCAGACUCCGGCAGCAGUACCGAGGUGGAGGACGAACAUGAUAACAAUGGAGGACAGGCGGCAGCUCGGCCACCUCCGAGGCUUCCAGCAACCUGGGCGUUUAGUCAGAGGGCAGUCCGGACUGCAGCCACGCCAUCAGCAGCUCGGGGGGCACCCCUACGGAGGAGAGUCAGGCAGGGCCUCAGGGUGCACUACCCCAGCCAGACGGCAGCACCAUCCAGAGGCUUCCCUGACUUUCUGCUCCGAGCGCCGGCUGCCAGCGUGGCUGAGCCAGAGUCAGGCAGCACCACAGACGUCAGCGAGUCGGAUGAAGAGGAUGCUUCUGCCGCCGUGUUGCUUGUUGACCCUGCCCCACCAACCAAUCCUCACCCCAACCCCUCCACAUAUCACACGCAGCCACAGGAUGUCAGCUCAGCCAACCCCACUUCAGCUGCAGACAAUGAGAGGACAGAAGAUCAACAUCAGGGUGUCAGGUUGCCCUCGGAGGCCUUGGCUUCCAUCCAGUCGAGUGAGGAGAGUGAAGGCGACAACUGCACUAUCUGCUUCGAGGCUUGGACGACGGCGGGCGAGCACAGGCUGUCCGCUCUGCGCUGCGGACACCUCUUCGGCUACACCUGCAUCCAGCGCUGGCUGAAAGCUCAGGGUUCAGCCGCUAAAUGUCCACAGUGUAACAAGAAAGCGAAGCGUUCAGACAUCGUGCUGCUGUACGCUCCAAAGCUGAGAGCGUUGGACAACUCUGAGGAAGAGAGCUUAAAAAAUGUCUUUCAGGAGACUGAGAUUGCUGCCGAAUGCAACCAUCUGCUGUGGAACUACAAGCUGAACCUGACCACCGACCCAAAGUUUGAGUCUGUAGCUGUGGAGGUCUGCAAGACAACCAUCUCUGAUAUUAAAGAAUGUGCGGCGGAGGAGCUGGGUAAAGGCUUUCUGGUGUCCUGCCUGGUGGAUCACCGCAGCAACAUCAGCGACUACCAGUGCAACCAGUACAUCACCAAAAUGACCAGCAUCGUCUUCAGCGACUACCGGCUUAUCUGCGGCUUCAUGGACAAGUGCCGCGAGGACAUCAACAGUCUGCGCUGCGGCAGCAUCAGCACAGGAGAAAAGGACGUCCACUCUCAGGGUGAGGUGAUCGCGUGUCUGGAGAAAGGUUUGGUACGGGAGGUCGAAGAGCAGCCUGGGGCUCACGCCAUCAAGGAUGACUGUAAGAAGGCCAUCAUGAGAGUGGCUGAACUGUCUUCAGAUGACUUCCACCUUGACCGCUACCUCUACUUCGCCUGCCGUGAGGACCGGGAGCGCUUCUGUGAAAAUACACUGGCAGGAGAGGGACGAGUUUACAAAUGCCUCUUCAAUCACAAGUUUGAGGAGGCAAUGACUGAGAGGUGCCAAGAGGCGUUGACCACCAGGCAGAAGCUGAUUGCUCAGGACUAUAAGGUCAGCUACUCGCUGGCUAAAGCCUGCAAGUCAGACCUGAGGAAGUACCACUGCAGCGUGGACACCAACAUGCCCCGAGCUCGAGAAGCUCGCCUGUCUUACCUGCUUCUCUGUCUGGAGUCUGUUGUGCAUCGAGGCCGCGUGGUCGGCGGCGAGUGUCAAGGCGAGAUGAUGGACUACAGGCGGAUGCUGAUGGAGGACUUUUCCCUGAGCCCGGAGAUAGUGCUGCACUGUCGCAGCGAGAUCGAGGGUCACUGCUCCGGUCUGCACCGAAAAGGACGAACACUGCACUGCCUGAUGAGGGUCGGCCGAGGAGACAUGGGAGCCAUCGACCCCAACUGUCAGAGGGCGCUCCAGACUCUGAUUCAGGAAGCCGAUCCAGGAGCAGACUACCGCAUAGAUCGAGCACUGAAUGAGGCGUGUGAGUCUGUCAUCCAGACUGCCUGCAAACACAUCCGCAAUGGAGACCCCAUGAUCCUAUCCUGUCUGAUGGAGCAUCUGUACACUGAGAAGAUGGUAGAGGACUGUGAACACAGACUGCUGGAGCUGCAGUACUUCAUCGCCAGAGACUGGAAGCUGGAUCCCAUCCUGUAUAAGAAAUGCCAGGGUGACGCAGCUCGGCUCUGUCACACUCACGGAUGGAACGAAACCAGCGAGAUGAUGCCGCCGGGUGCCAUUUUCUCCUGCUUGUACCGCCACGCUUAUCGCUCUGUGGAGCAGGGGCGCAGGCUCCCUGGUGGGCCAUCUGAAGCAGAAAACCAAGGUUUUAUUCUCUCUAGGGACUGUAAGGUGGAGGUGCAGAGGAUUCUCCACCAGAGGGCACUGGACGUUAAGCUGGACCCUGAGCUGCAGAGACGCUGUUUGACCGACCUGGGGAAGUGGUGUAGCGAGAAGACCGAGGCAGGACAGGAGCUUGAGUGUCUGCAGGACCACCUGGAGGACCUGGUGUCUGACUGCCGAGUUGUGGUGGGAAACCUGACAGAGCUAGAAUCUGAGGAUAUUCAGAUCGAGGCACUGCUUAUGAGAGCCUGUGAACCCGUCAUCCAGUCCCACUGCCACGAGGUAGCUGAUAAUCAGAUCGACACUGGUGAUCUGAUGGAGUGCUUGGUUCAGAACAAACACCAGAAGGAGAUGAAUGAGAAGUGUGCAGUGGGAGUGACACACUUCCAGCUGAUUCAGAUCAAAGAUUUCCGUUUCUCCUAUAAGUUCAAAACAGCCUGCAAGGAAGACGUCCUCAAACUGUGUCCCAACAUAAAGAAGAAGGUGGACGUAGUGAUGUGCCUCAGCAUCACAGUGAGGAACGACACGCUGCAGGAGGCCAAGGAGCAGCGGGUGUCCGUCAAAUGUCGUAAGCAGCUGCGGGUGGAGGAGGUAGAGAUGUCGGAGGAUAUCCGUCUGGAGCCGGAGCUUUACGACUCCUGUAAGCAGGACAUCACCAGACUGUGUCAGAAUGUGGCUUACGGCAACGCACAGGUCAUUGAGUGUCUGAAGGAGAACAAGCGCCAGUUGACUUCUCGCUGCCACCAGCGGAUAUUCAAGCUGCAGGAGGUGGAGAUGGUUGAUCCUGAACUGGACUACCAGCUGAUGAGGGUCUGCAAGCACAUGAUCAGGCGGUUUUGUACAGAGUCAGAGGGGAAGAACGUUCUUCAGUGUCUAAAACAGAACAAGAACAGUGAGCUCAUGGAUCCUAAAUGUAAACAGAUGAUCACAAAGAGACAGAUCACCCAGAACACAGACUACAGGCUGAACCCGGUGCUGAGGAAAGCCUGUAAAGCCGACAUCCCAAAGUUCUGUCAGCCCAUCCUGAACAAAGCAACUGCAGACAGCGAGCUAGAGGGUCAGGUCAUCUCCUGCCUCAAACUCAAAUAUGCUGACCAGCGUUUGUCUUCUGACUGUGAGGAUCAGAUCAGGGUCAUCCUGCAAGAGUCAGCGCUGGACUACAGACUGGACCUUCAGCUGCAGAUCCAUUGCACACAGGAGAUCUCCAGUCUGUGUCCGGAGGAGGCAGCAGCUCAGGAGCAGACGGGACAGGUGGAGGAGUGUCUCAAGGUCAACCUGCUGAAGAUCAAACAGGACGCAUGUAAGAAGGAGGUGUUGAACAUGCUGAAGGAAAGUAAAGCGGACAUCUUCGUCGACCCUGUCCUCCACACAGCCUGUGCUUUGGACAUCAAGCACCACUGUGCCGCCAUCCCACCUGGCAGGGGGCGCCAGAUGUCUUGUCUCAUGGAGGCGCUGCAGGACAAACGCAUUCGCCUGCAGCCAGAAUGCAAGAAGAGACUUCAGGAUCGCAUAGAAAUGUGGAGCUACGCCGCCAAGGUGGCUCCCGCUGAGGGUUUCUCAGACCUGGCCAUGCAGGUGAUGACAUCACCGUCCAAGAACUACAUCCUGACUGUGAUUGGUGCUGGUGUGGCACUGCUCUUCCUGAUGGGGCUGCUUUGCGGCCGUUUCACUAAGCGUGUCACUCAGGAGCUGAAGGACAGGUAGACCAUGACCAGUCUGGGGUCAGGACACACCCACAGGAGAGACGACCACAGCUGAAAUCGGACCAUCCCUCCCCCAUCAUUUAACCCCCCCCCCCCGUCAGCCACAGAUACUC